AUGAAGGAAAAAUCCAAAAAUGCUGCCCGGACUAGACGGGAGAAGGAAAAUAGUGAAUUUUAUGAACUGGCCAAAUUAUUGCCACUGCCAUCUGCAAUAACCUCCCAGCUGGACAAAGCCUCUAUCAUAAGACUGACAACCAGCUACUUAAAAAUGAGAGUGGUUUUCCCUGAAGGACUGGGAGAAGCCUGGGGCCAGACCAGUCGCACUGGUCACUUGGAUAAUGUCAGCCGAGAAUUGGGAUCUCACCUUUUACAGACCUUGGAUGGUUUUAUCUUCGUGGUGGCUCCAGAUGGGAAAAUUAUGUACAUCUCUGAGACGGCGUCGGUUCAUUUGGGACUAUCACAGGUAGAGCUGACUGGAAACAGUAUUUAUGAGUACAUCCACCCUGCUGACCAUGACGAGAUGACUGCAGUUCUAACAGCUCAUCAGCCCUACCACUCUCACUUUGUUCAAGAAUAUGAAAUUGAGCGGUCCUUUUUCGUGAGGAUGAAAUGUGUCUUGGCAAAGAGGAAUGCAGGCUUAACUUGUGGUGGUUACAAGGUUAUCCACUGCAGUGGCUAUCUAAAGAUUCGCCAGUACAGCCUAGACAUGUCUCCUUUUGAUGGUUGUUACCAGAAUGUUGGAUUAGUGGCAGUUGGCCAUUCACUGCCUCCAAGUGCUGUGACAGAAAUCAAACUGCACAGCAAUAUGUUUAUGUUUCGAGCUAGCCUUGACAUGAAACUUAUAUUUCUUGACUCCAGGGUAGCUGAACUGACAGGCUAUGAACCUCAGGAUUUAAUAGAAAAAACUCUUUAUCAUCACGUCCAUGGGUGUGAUACAUUUCACUUGCGCUGUGCUCAUCAUUUGUUGCUUGUCAAAGGACAGGUAACAACAAAAUAUUACCGCUUCCUUGCAAAGCACGGAGGUUGGGUGUGGGUUCAGAGCUACGCAACAAUAGUCCACAAUAGCAGAUCCUCCAGGCCCCACUGCAUCGUUAGUGUCAACUAUGUCCUCACGGAUGCUGAGUACAAGGGAUUACAACUGUCGCUAGAUCAAGUAACAGCAACGAAACCAUCCUUUUCAUACGCAAACUCAACCCCAACCAUCACUGACUCCAGGAAGACAAGCAAGUCCCGUCUUAGCCGAACAAAAUCCAAACCAAGAGCGUCACCUUAUCCUCAGUAUUCCGGAUUCCACACAGAAAGAUCUGAAUCGGACCAUGAGAGCCAAUGGGGAGGAAGUCCACUAACAGACCAUGCUUCCCCACAAUUGCUGGAUCAUACAGAAGGCUCACAGCCACAUUCCCAACAUGACAUUAUAUCCUGUGCCUAUGGACAGUUUUCCGAUAGAAACUCUCUGUGCUACGGCUUUGCCCUUGAGCACUCCAGAUCGGUGGAGGAAAGACAGUCCCAUUUCCACACAUCGCCAUGUGAGGGAGGAAGGUGUGAGGCAGGCAGAUAUUUCCUUGGGGGCUCGCAAUCUGGAAGAGAAAAUUGGUGGAACUCCUCCCGUAUGACGCUAGCUCUGACUAAAUCAUCUCCGGAAAGCAGAGAGGGAUAUGAAAGCAGCAUGCCACAUAUAGCUUCUAUUCCCAGUAUUCAUGGAAGAGGACACUGGGAUGAAGACAGUGUUGUCAGUUCACCAGACCCUUGUUCUGCCAGUGAGUCGGGGGACAGGUACCACAAUGAGAGGUACCAGAGCAGUCCGCAUGAACCGAGUAAAAUCGAGACUCUGAUAAGAGCAACACAGCAAAUGAUCAAAGAGGAGGAGAGCAGGCUGCAAAUGAGAAAAACUACCUCGGAGCAAUUGCAACCAAUGAACGGUAUAGGCAAGCUCCAUGCCGCGUGCUUUAAUGUGAGCUACCAACAACAGCAAAUGACCAGUGUUGUGUGCCGUGCUCCGCCAAUGACUAACACCUCUCGCUGUGAUCACCUCCAACAAAGAGAUGGGAAGAUCAUGAGCCCUCAUGAGAAUGAAUAUAACAGCAGCCCCAUUUCACUCUCUAGAAUAAGUAGCCCUAGUUCCGACCGAAUUUCAAAGACAAGUGUAGCCUUAAAUAAGGACUACCUAGCUUCAGACAUGUCUCCUCAUCAAACAGGGGGAAACUGUGCAUCAUCCCCGAACUAUUACUCCACCCAUCAUCGACAGUACUUUGAUAAACAUGCAUAUGCACUGACUGGCUAUGCUUUUGAGCACCUGUAUGAUACUGAAGCCAUUAAAAACUACUCUCUGGGCUGCAACGGCACUCACAUUGACGUGACCUCUCACUUCCGAAUGCAACAGGACCCAACCCAUGCACACAAGGGCACCACGGUUAUUAUUACCAAUGGAAGCUGA
Carcharodon carcharias (great white shark) is the source of this 2319-nucleotide messenger RNA. It is a transcript of the gene sim1a, whose product is annotated as SIM bHLH transcription factor 1a. Lineage: Eukaryota; Metazoa; Chordata; Chondrichthyes; Lamniformes; Lamnidae. The transcript has 11 exons. Gene Ontology annotation, biological process: regulation of transcription by RNA polymerase II. Gene Ontology annotation, molecular function: RNA polymerase II transcription regulatory region sequence-specific DNA binding; protein dimerization activity; DNA-binding transcription factor activity, RNA polymerase II-specific. The coding region runs from base 1 to 2319 and encodes 772 amino acids. The record is from RefSeq and is a predicted model, not a curated record.